Molecule: messenger RNA, 1697 nt
Organism: Ectocarpus sp. CCAP 1310/34
Lineage: Eukaryota; Phaeophyceae; Ectocarpales; Ectocarpaceae
Source: the annotation of a GenBank genome assembly
CUCCCCGUCCACUGCAGUCAAAAAAUCCAGAAUCGGCGAAGGAAGGCUUCCUUCCAUAGCCGCGAAUAUCAUGGUCCCACCUCCACCAUUGACGGCGUUCCUUGCAGCAGGCCAUCGGACCUUUCCUCCCAAAACCUUGUUACCGGUGGUUGUCCAGGGCAGCAGUCGAAGAAUCAGCAGCGGAUGGAGCGGCGGGACACGCCUCCCGCUGCGGGUAAGCAUGCAAGAUUUCUCGUCGUCAGCGUAUUGGAAUAAAGUGUAUUCUUCGGGAGAAGAUGAUAGCGGUCAACAGGCAGUGUCGGAGUGGCAUGUUGAGGGCGACGCGUUUGUGGAGGAGGUCGAACGAUUGCUCCCUGCUGGGGGUCCAUCUGCUACUAAGCAUACUGCAGCUGGUAGAGAGGAGGCUGCAGUCCUGAACGUCGGCUGCGGGACGAGCACAUUAUGGGAAAGCAUGUACGACCACGGCUGGAGAAAUAUCACCAACAUCGACUUCAGCAAACCCUGCAUCGAGCAAGGUCGCCUUUCGCCGUCUUCAGCCAGCCGCCCCGGAGUCAAGUGGCUGGUAAUGGACGCAUGCAGCCUGACCUUCGACGACGCUUCCUUCGAUACGGCCAUCGACAAGGGAACCCUGGACGCCAUCGCCUGCUCCGAAGCGUUUGAUUGGUUCCUUCCGCGAAUGGCGCGGAGUAUCGUUAGAGUUUUACGUCCCGGCGGGAUCUGGAUGUGCGUUUCUUUCACGCCGCCCGAGAUCGCGCUACCGUUGUUGGAGGAGUGCAAGGAUUGGGAAGUGGAGGUGGAGAAGUGGAGGUCGUUCUGGAUGUAUGUGGGCAGAAAAAGAGGUGUCUGAAGAGGGGGAUUGUAGCUGGUCUAUCUCUUCAGCAUGACAGAGCCUCCGUCAGUAGGACAUUUUACCUCUGUGCGACUACUGUUCAACGGUUGCUGUGUCAUCUUCAAAGGCUUCCAGGUACUCUGUACCCGAUGGUGAUGGGCAUAUUAGUAAUGAUGGGAGGGGCUCAGAAGAGAACAGUCGAGGUAGGCAGUAUUCGGAAGAGACGUUGCGAGAGCGUAUGGGCAGUAGGAUCGAAAGGGGCUGUUCUGUGACUCGACCGUCAGGUAUUGCGAUGGCCCAAAUACCGACACGAUAGAGAUAGCGCAGCUACGGAGCACGUAAUCUCCGCAUUUGAUAUAGAUUUACCGAUUUCACAGUAGAAGUUAGGUGUCAUUUUCCGACCAUCCGAACGUAUGUCUGAUUUGACUUUUCCCGUGAUUGACGUCUGGGCACAAUACGAUGCAACACACAGUUGCCUGUCAGAACGAUCGCUCCGAUAAACUUUAACCUCUCUUCUUAGUCUAUCCCCUGGCAAUUUGCUGCGGUAGUGUUCUUGUUGGUUUUGUUUUUGUUGUAUUUUCGAGGACCUUCAACAUUUAGACACACCAGUUUGGUCAGAAUAGAUGCACAUGUGGAGGGAGGUGAAAGUAUUUUAGUAAAUGUUUCGUGAAUUGUUGAUGAUUGCUCUUGCCUAGAAUGAUUGAACUAAAUGUGUACUUGAUUUUGGACGAGGCCUGCCUCCAGCUCUGGGGCCGGCGGUCCUAGAGAUGCUCUGCUGCGCCGAGGCAAUGGUGGGCCGAGGCUGCGGUGGGCGCGGCAAUGAUCUGCAAUAAUCCGAGGGUGAGUGGGGCGGUCUCGAAAGUACUUG